CCCACAUCCAUCAGCCCCAGUAUGGAGGGCAUUGAAGCACUUGUUUUUGAUGUCUUUGGCACCGUUGUCGAUUGGCAUGGAUCUGUAUGCGCGGAACUAAAAGAUCUGGGACAAAACCUGGCUUUAAACGCCGACUGGGAUGCCUUCGCCACCGAAUGGCGGAAAGGAUACUUGACAAAUACAUCCCGUAUCGCCCGCGAAGGAGCCGGCAGCGGUCCUUUGAAUGUUGACGUUCUGCACAGACAGAUUCUGGACGACAUGCUGAGCUCGCCACGCUGGGCGCCCGUCGGUUCGAAGCUAGACGAGCAGACAAGAGCUCACCUGAACCUCGUCUGGCACCGCCUCAAUGGCUCGUACUCGACGAAAUCAGGCCUCUACCAGCUCAAAAAGCACGUCAUUCUCACGACAUUAUCCAAUGGGAAUGUCAGACUGUUGGUAGACAUGGCGAAGCACGCGAACCUUCCUUGGGAUCUGGUUCUGUCGGCCGAGCUGUUCUCGUGCUAUAAGCCGAACCCGGAAGCUUAUCUGGGCGCUAUCAAACACCUCUCCGUCCCACCGGAGAAGUGCGCUAUGGUUGCGGCCCACAUCUACGACCUCCGCGCCGCUGCGGCGGUUGGGAUGAAGACGGUCUACGUCCAGAGACCUGGAGAAGCUCCUGAGAAUGUCGUGGUCAAACCAAGUUCGGAGGGCGGCGAAGUUGACGUUGUGGUGCAGUCUUUUGUGGAGCUUGCUUCUCUGUUCAGCGAGACGCACUGAAUGAAUGUUACCAUGCCGUCAGGUGUGAUAACUACACGCUUUGCUUUCACUACGGUCGGACUCGGAACGUCAGAUUAACGUUUCGGUUAUUGUAUGGAUCACUUGUUUAUCGAGUUCCUGUACCAUGUUUUGUAGGCUUCUCUGCCACUAAGGCUCUAGUACUAUGUCUACCUCCCGUUCUGUUUGUCAGUGUACCUGAGAAUUCGGAAGAUCAUUG
Messenger RNA from Guyanagaster necrorhizus, 973 nucleotides. RefSeq names its product haloacid dehalogenase. Bases 22 to 756 code for a protein of 244 amino acids. The transcript has 7 exons. Gene Ontology annotation, molecular function: hydrolase activity, acting on halide bonds, in C-halide compounds. Lineage: Eukaryota; Fungi; Basidiomycota; Agaricomycetes; Agaricales; Physalacriaceae. The record is from RefSeq and is a predicted model, not a curated record.